GGUGUCUGCUGCAAGUAGAUAGUACAAAAAACGCACGCACUCGUGCUCAGUGUGCAGUCAUUGCACAGGUAACGUGCGGAUGUCCCGUUAAUGAACACGCGCUACUGCACUUUUGAGUUCUAACGAUCAUUCAUUGUCAUGCAAAAGUUAACUGCUCGCAGAUGGACUUUGGGUUUGCAUUGCUCCUAUGCUAAUCGAGUUGAGCGGCAGUAUUUGCGGUAGUUUUGAAGGCGGAUCAGUCUUUCCUAAUCUAUUGACUUGUUAACGGAAUCUAUACACGGUGCUUUGUUGAACCGCAAAACGGAGGCAGGUUGCAGAUCUUACUCUUGCAGGAGCGCAGGGGAACGCCACUGGAGAUUCUACACCCCUAGGGGUACAACAUUACCAGAAUAGGGGUACAUUAUCCACCCAGGAGUGCAACAUUUCCUUUCAUAGCAGGACCACUACAAACCUUACCAAGGCGCCAUGGAUCAGAUCAGAGCUGUACCGUGGAACCUUAAGAUACCAGCGAUGAGUAUCGCCUUUGUGGUGCAAUUAUUACUGAUUUCGUCAUCAAGCUACGCACAAUCAUCAGUCCCAUUCGCAGACGGCGGUGUGGGCCUACGCACAGACCUUACUACAGCAGACGGUGUAACGCAACCACCAGUAUCGUUCACGUCGAUAUCAACUGUUAUCGUGACUGUACUUUCCACAUUGACGCCACCGCCAUCACAAGAACCUCCAUCGUCAACCAACACGACUGCGCCUGCGACAUCGUCGUCUGCUUCAGCGUUGCCACAAACUGAUACUGCAAACUUGAACAUCUCUACAGAAGUACCUUUUACGGAAUUAUCAACAAAUCAAGCACAAAACGAUUCCAACACUCCGCAAAGUCUCAGCACAGAUCUUCCAACGACGGGACCCCUGAUCGACGAAUCCGAUGCGACAUCGCUGAUCUCGACGUCCAUCGUCGAAAAAGACUUAACGACAUCGAUAUCAUCUGCACCGUCGAUUUUAAAUUCAUCAGAUGCGAUGGAAACUAUUCAGCCGACUUCGUUAAGCAGUAUGGGCGUAACGAACAACGAAACGAUGUCAAUGACGACGGCUACAGAUGAUUUGGUUACAUACGAACCAGUCACUGACGGUAUUAAUCCAACUUAUGAAGACGUCAUUACGGCAGUUAGCGAUGAUGAGGGCAUUUUCACAGAAUCAUUCCUUCGCCUGAUCAUCAUCGCUGGUGCAACAGCGGGCUCGUGUCUCGUUCUCCUCAUCUUAGUCUUCAUCAUCGUCGCAUGCUGUCAUAGACGACGACAACGAAAGAGAAAUGCACGAUACUACGAAUUCAAAAAGAAAGACUUCAGUUCAAAAUAUGAGAAAGUGGAGCAGAGGAACUCAUUAGCACGCGGCAGAGACCACGCAGAUGGCGGCACACCAAUCGGCGGAGGCUGGGUUUUCAAUUCUAGCGGUUACCAUGGUGAAUAUGAAGACGAAACCGCGCCAAACGUCGCACUGCGCUCCGUCUCACCGCUAGCGGUCGCUACACCACUUCUCAAAGUUUCUCCAGUUGAGGACCAAAAUGGCGUUCCUGAUUCGGGGCACGGUGGCUCGAUCACGGCGGAUGACUCGGCCUUCGGGCUCUCACCGAGCCUCGAAGAGGACAUUGAGAUGGAAUUGAACCCUCUUUACAAAGCCUUGGGGACGUCAGUCGGGACCGGAAGUGAGGUCAGGGAUCAUAGUUACAUCGGAGGUGAUUCGGACACAAUAAGCGAAGGCAACGAACCAGUCGAUGAUGCGCCGAUACGAGACGUUCUUUUCAAUUCAUUUGGUGCUAACAGGGUGACCAGUGAGGAAGCUGUUGAACUUUGAACUUUCAAUCAUAUUUUAUACAUUAUUAUAUUCAUUUAUAUUAAAUGCAUUCUCAUCCAAUGUGACACAACUUACGUUCGAACGAGCUUUUGGAUGAAUGGUGCGCGCAAGCAGGGUGGAGUACUUUUUAAUAAAAAUAUAUUUUCUCUCUCUUUUGUGUCAUUAGAAUGAUUCGUCUUCCAAUAUCUUCUGUUUUAAUGACUUGUUGAAUUCAUAGGAUUAGGCUUUAUGAUAUUUCAAUGACUAUGUGCCUUAUUGGAAAUGUUGUUUCGAUGUAUAUUUUGAUAAGUAAAACCUAGUGUGAGCUGAAAAUACGAGAAAUGUCGGGAAUUAUCAAGGCAAGCUAAAAGAGUGAAUUUGAUUUUAAAUUUUAUCUUAUUUAUUUUUACUCAGAAAAAUAGAUGUAAUCAUGAACUUCAUUAAGUGAAGAGAAGAUGCACAAUUAUAAAAUACAAUAUGACGUACAAUAUAAACAAAGUAUUUUCAUCUUCAUGUUUCGGGGAAUAUACUAUCAUGACCAUUACAUGGUCAUUUAUUGUGAUGGAAGUCAGAUGCUAUCAAAGCACGUUAAUUUUCUAGAGAGAAUCUUUUUCAACACCAUAUUCAAUAUUUUCGAGAAAGAAUAAUGUGUUUCAUAAUCUCAGUUCCCCAUUUUUACCCAUCAGGGUAGAAAAUGAAAAAAGAGUAAUCACGAAGGGAAAUACAUGUCUGAAAACGGAUCUUUCUAUGAUAAUAAUUUGGAUUGCUGUAUGUUAUUCAAUAAUAUUGAUAGUAAAGCAGAUUUAAAAACAAUAGCAAAGAAAAAGGGAAAUGAAACGGCAUGAAAGUAUCCUUUAGUACUCAGGAAAAAAGUACAUGUAGUUUCCUAACUUUGUCUAACCUUUCCCAAAGCAUUUGUAGAAAGCUCCAUGCAAUCUUCAACCAGUUUCAUUUUCCUUUGAAAUGUGUUCAUAGUAAAUUUUAAUUAAUUAAAAUAAAUAUUAUAUCAGGGUCAUGAUGGCCGGACCGUAGGUGUAUUGAGAUUGCACGAAAAACGGCUCCUCUUCUUUUGGAGCGCGUAAUGUCUAACAUUGUGAGUUUUCUUUAUUAAAAUUCACGCAAGUGAAUGAUACCUGUUGUAUGUUAUAAAUCAAAUGAGCAAAGGGAUAUAUUUGUAAGACCGUGGUCAAAACCGGCCGUGCACUUCUCUACGUCUGCUCUACGACGGAUUUCGGAGGAAAUCCUUGCAUAGGACUCACGGGUCUGCACGUUUUCUUUUUAAGGCAGCAGAACACUCAAUCGCCUGCAAGAGUUUGUUUUUUCUCUCGACAUAUCCAAUAUCCUCUGCGUGUGGGUAUACGUUUUUUUAAUGAGCGCACGAGACCUAGGCAGUCGUUGUACUUCGGUGCAAACCGCGCAAGGGCUUCCUGCAAGCAUUUCACGGAUUACUUGAGGUCUUCUACCUAGUCGGAGC
Messenger RNA from Strongylocentrotus purpuratus (purple sea urchin), 3298 nucleotides. RefSeq lists its product as uncharacterized. Lineage: Eukaryota; Metazoa; Echinodermata; Echinoidea; Camarodonta; Strongylocentrotidae. Bases 466 to 1845 code for a protein of 459 amino acids. The transcript is spliced from 4 exons. The record is from RefSeq and is a predicted model, not a curated record.